AUGAAAGAAGGCAUGUCUGCCAACAGCACCACCAGCAUCUCCCAGGCCAGGAAGGCGGUGGAACAGCUGAAGAUGGAGGCCUGUAUGGACAGGGUGAAGGUGUCCCAGGCAGCGGCCGACCUGCUGGCCUACUGUGAAGCCCACAUGCGGGAAGACCCCCUCCUCAUCCCAGUGCCCGUAUCGGAAAACCCCUUCCGAGAGAAGAAGUUCUUCUGCACCAUCCUCUGA
This is a messenger RNA of Elephantulus edwardii (Cape elephant shrew), 228 nucleotides long. RefSeq names its product guanine nucleotide binding protein (G protein), gamma 4 (gene GNG4). Gene Ontology annotation, cellular component: heterotrimeric G-protein complex. Gene Ontology annotation, biological process: G protein-coupled receptor signaling pathway. The coding region runs from base 1 to 228 and encodes 75 amino acids. Gene Ontology annotation, molecular function: G-protein beta-subunit binding. NCBI's taxonomy places the organism in Eukaryota, Metazoa, Chordata, Mammalia, Macroscelidea, Macroscelididae. The transcript is spliced from 2 exons. The record is from RefSeq and is a predicted model, not a curated record.